UAAAAGGAUAUGUAGAAGGGUGAGCCGGUUAAGGAUCGAUUCAGACAAGGUGGUAGAUUGUACGACAAGCGACAGGUUUAUUCAGAGUAAAGAUAUCUGGUACAGCGUAUAUACGGGCCCCUCUGUUAGCUCAUCAGAGACUAGCAAAAAGGACCCUUGCUAACAGUGAGUACAAGCUUCAUAUACACAACAGAAAGUAGGUUGAUUUCUAGGAGAUCGGAUCUUCGGAUUGGAUCAGGCUGGGGUGUAGUCAUCCGGCAUUGGCUCUGUUGUCUGUCCGUCAUCGUAGAAUCCUGCCAUGCCUGUUCUUGGUCGUCACACCAUGUUCAGCUGAAAAGGAGAUCUGGUGUGUGCGCUAUCUUCAGUCAUACAAUGUUCGGCUGGGAGGGAGAUUAUGUGUGUGUGCUAGUUUGUCUCUAAGUCUAGGCUUUCUGCCAGUCUGUGGGUGUCUUAUCUGGGUGUCCUCGGCAGCUAUGUGUGUAUUGUAUGUGCGUCGUCCCUGUCUUCUGGGGUCAGUGUGUAAGAGCGUAUGCGUCCCUGUCCUGUCCUCAAGAGUCCGUGUGUAAUGUGUGUGCGUCCCUAUCUUCAGGGGAGUUAUGGCCGAACUCCCGGCUAGCACCUGUGGCUAGGAGUAUCCUGUUGUGACAGUGUUCUGGAUGAUCUAAGUGAGUGUGUGUGUGAGAAAUAUCCUGUAUGGGGCCCAACCUGUUUUACUAUGAAAAUACGUUGUCCCAGCUAUAGUAGUGUAAUGUCACCUACAUAAGAAUUAGCAGUCCUCUACAAAUGACAAUGCCCAUUGCACAAAGCGAGGUCCAUACAGAAAUGGUUUUUCGAGAUUGGUGUGGAGAACUAGACUUUCCUUCACAGAGCCCUGACCUCAACCCCAUCGAACACUUCUGGUUUGAAUUGGAACAUCGACUGCAAGCCAGGUAAAAUCGCCCAACCUUAUCAAUGCUCUUAUGGCUUAUGGAAGCAAGUCCCGGCAGAAAUGUUCCACCAUCUAGUGGAAAGCCUUCCCAGAAGAGUGGAGGCUUUUCUAGCAGCAAAGGCGGGACCAACUCCAUUUUAAUGCCCAUGAGAUGUUCGACGAGCAGGUGUCCACAUACUUGUGGGCAUGUAGUGUAUUUAAUCAUGGCUGCAGCUGAAUGAAUGUACGAGUGUUCAGAAAAAUCUAACGAAAUGAAUUAGGCUACAAUAUGUUGAAAUAAUAAGAGGCAAAGAAAAUAACGUUAUCCGUGCACUGUUAUCCAUUAUGACGUUUGCAGAUAUUUUUCGAAUCAGCAAGAUUAGGACACCAGAAAAUAAAAUAUCACAUUACGAGAUCCGCUUAUGCAAACAGUCUGUUCUUUGCCGGCGUGGUCAGACAUAGGUCUGUCCCCAGCGCGAGAGCAAAAAGAUGGCUAAUAAUGUGGAUGGGGACGAGCAACAACCAUUCCCUGCUGAAUGUAAGAUCAUCAGAGUUACUGUGAAAACACCAAAGGAAAAAGAGGAAAUCGCCAUUCCAGAGAACAGCUCCAUCAAACAGUUUAAGGAGCAGAUAGCCCAGCGGUUCCAGGCACAAACGGAGCAGCUGGUACUCAUCUUCGCUGGGAAGAUCCUCAAAGAUGCAGAUCAGCUGAGUCAUCAAGGCAUCUACAACGGACUGACCGUCCACCUGGUCAUCAAGACCCAGAGCAGGCCUCCGGAGUUGUGUACCUCUCCUUCCAACAGCACUGCCUCAGAACAGGCCCAACCAGAAGGUCCUACCUCUGUCCCUGGACCCCCUCCUUUAGAACCUACCUCUGUCCCUCGACCCUCUCCUGCUUCUUCAGCCACCCCUACCUUCAGCCUUGGUCUAGGCAGUCCAGGGACAGCUGCUGCGGGGCCUGGUCUCGCUGAGCUGCAGAGGCAGCUGAUGUCCAACCCUGAGCUGCUGGCCCAGAUUAUGGACAGUCCCUUGGUCCAGGGCAUGCUGUCCAACCCAGACAUGAUGAGACCGCUCAUCAUGGCCAACCCCCAGAUGCAGCUGCUGCUGCAGCACAACCCCAACAUCACCCACCUGUUCAACAACCCUGACGUCAUGAGACAGACCCUGGAGAUAGCACGGAACCCGACCAUGAUGCAGGAGAUGUUGCGCAACCAGGACAGGGCACUAAGAAACAAUGCCCUCCGCAGGAUGUCCACUGAUGCUCAGGGACCCAUGCUAAAUCCCGCUGCUCAGGAACCGAUUGCAGGAAACCGUUUUGCUUCUCUGACAACCUCGUCACCAGGGGAAAUCCAGUCCCCCCGGGUAGAAAAUGGAGACCCCCUCGCCAACCCCUGGGUUCCCCCUGCUUCCACAGACACCCCUAUAGGCACCGCCACACCCACCACUACCCCCACCCUGUCCAGCAAUGGCCCUCAGACCAGCCUGCACAACCUAGGUCCCGCCAUGGGAGGUAGAACAUCCAACAGUGCAGCUAUGUUCAAUAGUCCGGGAAUGCAGAGUCUUCUGCAGCAGAUCACGGAGAACCCCACACUGAUGCACAACAUGCUGUCAGCCCCCUACAUGAGGAGCCUACUCAACAGCCUGAGCCAGAACCCUGACCUAGCAGCACAGAUGAUGCUGAACAACCCACUGUUUUCUGGGAACCCUCAACUGCAGCAGCAAAUGAGACAACAACUCCCAAUGUUCCUCCAACAGAUGCAGAACCCUGAGAUGCUGUCGGCCAUGUCCAACCCCAGGGCCAUGCAGGCACUGCUGCAGAUCCAACAGGGACUGCAGACCCUUGCCACUGAGGCACCUGGAUUCAUACCAGGGGUUGGACAGGGAGGUGCCGGCUCAGAUCUUAACCCUGCCCCUGGAUUGUCAUCAGACCCCGCCCCUAGUGACCUCAGCAGUGGGUCCCAGGUAGUCACGGAAACGGGUCAGCGGCAACAACAACAGUUUGUGCGUCAGAUGCUAGAUGCUCUCGCUAGCACCAAUCAGCAGGCUCAGACUGAAGAGCUGCUGUUCCAGGAGCAGGUGGAGCAGCUGACGACCAUGGGUUUCCUCAACCCAGAGGCCAACCUGCAGGCCCUCAUCGCUACCGGGGGAGACGUCAACGCCGCUGUAGAACGACUGCUGGACUUGCCAUCCUUGUAAUACACACACACUUCACAUGAGCACAUACAAUUAACAAAUUCACGUGCGCACACUCACUUGUACAAUCAUGCAGUUGUACGAUCAGAUGCUUGCACAUACUUCACUCACAGAGAACUAGUGAAACAUGCACUCCUGAAUGCCAUUUAUAUUGUAUAUGUAAGCUGCUGAACUGUGAAGUGCAGGCCUGUCUGUGCUGUAUGUUCUGAAUGGCCUUAGUUGGUUCAGGUUCUAAUCUGGAUCAUGCUGGUUUCUGCCACAUUCCUUUAUGCAGAGUCCCAUCCUACCUAAGAGUCCCAUCCUACCUAAGAGUCCCAUCCUACCUAAGAGUCCCAUCCUACCUAAGAGUCCCAUCCUACCUAAGAGUCCCAUCCUACCUAAGAGUCCCAUCCUACCUAAGAGUCCCAUCCAAGACUCUUAAGAGUGAAUAUGCUGCUAGUCUCGCAUCAAUAUGUAUUUCCCUGCUGCUACCAAGGCCUUAAACUCAAAUCAGGAAAAUAACCCAAGGGUUCCCUACUGGUGACCCUUGAGAGCAUGUGUAUAGCAGUCUUAGUUGAGUGUGUAUAUAUAUGUGUAAUGUGAACAGACUGCAUUCACAAUGCACUAAAUGCUAUGUGUUCUUUUUACCACUUCAUUGUGGUAUAGACUAGGGGAGGCCAGUUUUGCCACUUCAUUGUGGUAUAGACUAGGGGAGGCCAGUUUUGCCACUUCAUUGUGGUAUAGACUAGGGGAGGCCAGUUUUGCCACUUCAUUGUGGUAUAGACUAGGGGAGGCCAGUUUUGCCACUUCAUUGUGGUAUAGACUAGGGGAGGCCAGUUUUGCCACUUCAUUGUGGUAUAGACUAGGGAGGCCAGUUUUGCCACUUCAUUGUGGUAUAGACUAGGGAGGCCAGUUUUGCCACUUCAUUGUGGUAUAGACUAGGGGAGGCCAGUUUUGCCACUUCAUUGUGGUAUAGACUAGGGGAGGCCAGUUUUGCCACUUCAUUGUGGUAUAGACUAGGGGAGGCCAGUUUUGCCACUUCAUUGUGGUAUAGACUAAGGCUUGCACAGCCUUGGAUAUGAGUGCAAACUUGUAGCACUGAUAUUGAUGUAGCAGUGAUGUCCAAUCAAUAAUAAGUGUGCCUGUGGCUUUAGAUUUAUUCCCAUUUGAUAAUACAAUGACUCACUAUGUAGCUCUAUUUACCUCUAUGUAGCUCUGUGCAUUUUAUUAACUCUUACAAAAUGUACUUUUGACUUGCGUGUUAUUUCAUGGUUAUUAUAGGCUAUGUUGUUUUAUUGUCUAAUGUUCAAACCCUCAUAGUAUGUUCUUUAUGCUCCUACGGUUAGGCUAUAUAUGGAGGAUGAAGUGUUUUUCUUUCUAAACCCCAUGUUUCAUUUUUUUCAUGUCUUUAAUGUAUUUAUUGUACAAUAGAAAUGUAUUAAUUGUACUGCACCACUGAAACUGGCUUAGUGUAACAAAAACCAUGUGCUCUGUCCACCACUGGAGGGCACUGUUGACUCCUGCCUCCUUGAGAGAAAAUAUUCAAUUCAGGAGCCAUUGAAGUACUGCACAUGCAAAAAACAGGAGCAGGAAUGGAAUCUUAAUAAUAUACCUGAAUGGAUAGAGUAGAAUCUUUUAGAGUGCUCAGCAAAGCAAUUACUGAAGUCACUUUCUUAGCACAUUGCCAGUAUGGUGAUGAUACCAACUGCCUUGGAAGAUUGUAGCCUUCAUCUUUUUGAUUUCAGCAUUUAAUUUGUAUUCAUUCUCCUGUGUGCUGGUUAAUAAAGUGAAAUGGAAAAAAAGA
Oncorhynchus gorbuscha (pink salmon) is the source of this 4883-nucleotide messenger RNA. Its product is annotated as ubiquilin-1-like. Gene Ontology annotation, biological process: ubiquitin-dependent protein catabolic process. Gene Ontology annotation, cellular component: cytosol. The transcript is spliced from 11 exons. Gene Ontology annotation, molecular function: polyubiquitin modification-dependent protein binding. NCBI's taxonomy places the organism in Eukaryota, Metazoa, Chordata, Actinopteri, Salmoniformes, Salmonidae. The record is from RefSeq and is a predicted model, not a curated record. The coding region runs from base 1397 to 3103 and encodes 568 amino acids.